Drosophila ficusphila is the source of this 1464-nucleotide messenger RNA. RefSeq lists its product as uncharacterized. NCBI's taxonomy places the organism in Eukaryota, Metazoa, Arthropoda, Insecta, Diptera, Drosophilidae. The record is from RefSeq and is a predicted model, not a curated record. The coding region runs from base 1 to 1464 and encodes 487 amino acids. The transcript has 2 exons.
AUGAAUGCCCUAUACGACUUGCCUGUCAUCGUCAAGGAAUGUUCAACGGAAUUCAAGCACCUACUCAACGUCACCAAUGUGUGUAUAAACGAAUUCAAGCGUCUCAAAAUCGCAAUCUCAACUUGUGACCAUUGGAUAGUGCAUCAUCUCGCGAUGAAACUCCCAUCAACUUCUCUCCAAGCCUGGGAGCAUCACCUGGGCAGCUCAGGAGAAAUUCCAACCUUUUCGAUGUUCGAAAAUUUUCUAAACAAUCGCCUUGUCAGCAUCGAAAUGAUAGAAAGUCGCAAAGGGAACCCAUUAGCAAAACCCACAUCGGUACAAAAUGCAUCGCAUAAAUCGUCAUACAAGCUUCCGAACAACUCUAACAACAAUAACAUACAUAAACGUGGCAGCUACCAUACCACGAGCGGUACCAAUUCCGCAAUGCGUUGCACUCAUUGUAGUGGCAACCACAUUUUAAGGCGUUGUCCAGAGUUCUUGUCUAAAGAUUGUUUUGCUCGAAAACUGAUAGCGGAAAACACCAAGCAUCAGUCAACGAGGGAUUCAUCCUCAUCGGCAAGCUCAAUUCAAGCCAACACAACUCAGCUCGUGAGUGCAAUGGCCUCGUAUAAGUCACCCACAGUGAUUCUAGCGACGGUACUGGUUCGACUACACAACAACAUCACUGGUCAGUCUAUGAUAGUACGCGCUUUAAUUGAUCACGGCUCCGAGGGAACUCUUGUUACGGAAAAUGUCGUCCAAGACCUUGGACUAAGGCGAUUCCCUGUUUCUGCUGAAAUCACGGGAGUUGGCGAAAACUCAACAAAUAAGUGCAAGCAUCGCACGGGGUUUACAUUAAGCUCAUGUAUACACCCUCAGUUCCAAAUGUCAGUGGAUACGGCGUUUGUGCUUCGCUCUUUAACAUCGCCUCUGCCAAGGACGAAUAUUUACCUGCAAAACUGGUCGCAUAUCCAAGGACUCGAAUUGGCAGAUCCUACCUUUACGCGAUCCGGUCGAAUCGACUUGCUGAUUGGCGUGGAUGUCAUACCUCAGCUCAUGCUGUCUGAAGUUCGGAAGGGAGCUCAGGAUCAACCAAUAGCUCAGCGCACGCAACUGGGUUGGAUUGUAUUUGGUAAGACAAACCAAAUAUUUUCGCAUGCCAUAUCCAUUCGAUGUCAUCAGACAAAUUUGGAGUCUUUGGUCAAUAUGUUUUUUGAACUAGAGAUAAUUCCCGAAACUCGACAGUUGACAGCAGAAGAACAAUGGUGCGAGGAUCAUUUCAAACGCACGCAUACACGUCAACCCAAUGGGAAAUAUAUGGUUCGGCUCCCAUUCAAGACGCAGUUCGAUUCCUCGCAAGUUCUUGGGAAAUCUCGGCAAAUAGCCCUUAAUCGCUUCCAUAUGUUGGAGCGCAAGUUUCAAAAACAACCAGCGUUACAUCAGCAAUAUUCAGCCGUCAUCCAAGAGUAUUUUGAUCUCAACUAG